ACCACUCUGGCCACUCUGCUUUGUGAAUUGUUGAAACCAAGCCUAUUUACCUGGAUAGAACGUAGACGACAUGGAGGCCAUGCGAAGGAAGCUCAUGGAGAAUGCUGGCACGAGCAUGUACCCGGACGUUUCGCGCGUGCGAGAGGCACCCGGAACGACGUCUCAAGCUCAGAACCCUAUAUCUGUUGUGUCCAUAAACUCUGACGCCUCCGACUCCGACAUGCCAGUGAAGAUGAAGCCACGGAACCAGAAUCCGAUCAUUGUACUAUCAGAUUCAGAGGAUGACGAAGUGCAGAUUGUCUCGCAGCCGCUACGUCCCCAAUCAUCGAAUGCACCGCCCCCUGCUCUUCUGAAAGCAGCUCGGCCGGUGCAUAUACCUUCCAACAAGGACCUGGAGCCUCUGCGCACUUCAGACCGCGAUUAUGAGACCUUUGAUCUCCCUGCUGCUGACAAUAUGUACGACCCCAUGCUUACGCCCGCUGAUGCUGAAAAGGCGCUGCAAGAUCUCGUCACGGGGGCUUACGGCCACGAUGAAGUUGAUGUGUCGCUCGAAGAUGCUAUUGUUGAAGGCUUCCGUCCUGGAAUCAAGCUCCUGCCACACCAGAUCGUGGGCAGGAAGUGGAUGGCCGAGCGAGAGACAGGGAAGAAGACGGGUGGUCUCCUGGCGGACGACAUGGGGCUCGGAAAGACCAUCCAGACCAUUACAAGGAUCGUGGAUGGCCGUGCGACCAAGAGGGACAAGAAAGACGGAUGGUCUCCCUCUACUCUCGUUGUGUGUCCCGUUGCCGUCGUGUCGCAGUGGGCGAGUGAGAUCAUGAAGAUGGCGAUCGGUCUCACAGUCAUUGAACAUCACGGUCAAACCCGUACUAGCAACCCAUCGGAUCUCGAGCGCGCUCAUGUCGUGAUCACGUCGUACUCAACCAUCGCGUCCGAAUAUGGCACGUAUAGCCCGGCAACAGACGAGAGCAAGCCCAAAAAGAAGUCGAAGCAGUCUCAGUCCCAAGUCUCAGAUGAUUCCGACGAUGACAGCGUCGGCAAAGUGCUCAAGACUACGACGCGCAAGGCGUCUGGGAAGAAGCCAAAAGACGCAUUGUUUCGUGUUAAAUGGUAUCGCAUAGUGCUAGACGAGGCGCAUAACAUCAAGAACAGAACGACAAAGGCUGCUCUAGCAUGCUGUGCUCUUGAAAGCAAGUACCGCUGGUGCUUGACCGGUACCCCGAUGCAAAACAACGUCGAAGAGCUAUUCUCUUUAUUCAAAUUUCUCCGCAUCCGGCCACUUAACGAUUGGCCCACCUUUAAUGCGCAGAUCGCCUUGCCCGUGAAGAGCAACAAAACAACGAGGGCAAUGAAACGUCUUCAGGUGGUCCUGGGCGCCGUCAUGCUUCGGCGAACCAAAGAAACAGUGGUCAAUGGCAAACCUAUUCUGCAGCUGCCCGAUCGGAGCGUGGGGAUGGUGGAAUGCCACUUCGAUGCGCAGGAGCGUGCCUUCUACGAGACUGUCAACACCCGAGUCCAGGACAGCUUGGACAAGUUGGAGAAACAAGGUGGUGUUGCCAAGAACUAUACCUCGAUGCUCGUGUUGCUUCUACGGCUGCGUCAGGCCUGCAAUCACCCAACCCUUGUGUCCGAGGACUACAGGAAGGACAAGGACGCGGUUGAGCCCAAGGCUACACAAAGUCGAGAGGAUGGAGACGAAGACGCAGAUGCGCUUGCAGACGCUCUCGCCGGCAUGGGCAUUUCUGGGACAACGUCUUGCCAAUUGUGCCAGAUGAGGUUUCCCGUCGGUGAUAUCAAUGGGGAUGGAAACUGCAAUGCUUGUGCCAGUCUUAUGACGAAGGCACGAAGACGGUCGACCGAUUCGGAUCUUCCUCCUGAUUCCAGCAAGACGCGUAAGAUUUUGGAGCUACUUCAUGACAUCGACAAGCAGUCCGGAGGGCAGGAGAAGACUAUUAUAUUCUCCCAAUUUACGUCUAUGCUCGACCUGCUCGAGCCUUUCCUCCUGGCAGAAGGGAUCAAAUUCGUUCGAUACGAUGGCAGUAUGAACAAGCUGCAGAGAGACCAGGCCCUCGAGAAGAUCCGAGAAAGUCGCAAGACCCGUGUAAUCCUCAUUUCGUUUAAAGCGGGAUCUACUGGGUUGAAUCUCACAUGUUGCAACAACGUGAUCCUGGUAGACUUGUGGUGGAAUCCAGCACUUGAGGAUCAAGCAUUUGACCGAGCUCACCGAUUCGGUCAAACUCGUAAUGUUCGAAUCCACAAGCUGUUUGUACCGAAUACAGUCGAGGACAAGAUACUAGAGCUUCAGGACAAGAAGCGAGAGCUAGCCAAGGCAGCGCUUUCGGGUGACAGAAUGAAGAAUAUGCGACUCGGCGCCGAUGAACUCGUUGCUCUCUUCCGACAUGGAGGAAAUGACGAGGAUGACGACGAUUGAUUAUGAGCAUACACCGGCUGCUUAUGCUAUGUUGUCUCAUCUCGUUUUGCUUUCCUCCUGCUUUCGACAAUAUCGCGCAAAGGCUAUCCUGCGCAACUCGUCAGAUCUAUCUCAGCAUAUACUUGUGGCCAGACUGAGGAAGCGCAGAAUAGUAAAACACGCCAACACAUUGCUACAUUUUAAUACACAUUGCUACUACGCAC
Postia placenta MAD-698-R-SB12 is the source of this 2631-nucleotide messenger RNA. RefSeq lists its product as hypothetical. The record is from RefSeq and is a predicted model, not a curated record. The coding region runs from base 71 to 2428 and encodes 785 amino acids. The transcript is spliced from 16 exons. NCBI's taxonomy places the organism in Eukaryota, Fungi, Basidiomycota, Agaricomycetes, Polyporales, Adustoporiaceae. Gene Ontology annotation, molecular function: ATP-dependent chromatin remodeler activity; ATP binding. Gene Ontology annotation, cellular component: cytoplasm.